Molecule: messenger RNA, 762 nt
Organism: Mytilus californianus (California mussel)
Lineage: Eukaryota; Metazoa; Mollusca; Bivalvia; Mytilida; Mytilidae
Product: BLOC-1-related complex subunit 8-like
Exons: 7
Coding region: 47-649 (200 amino acids)
Cellular component (GO): BORC complex
Source: RefSeq, a predicted model, not a curated record
AAUUCACAAUUUGGAUAGAGUGAGCUUGAAUUUGUAGAUAAUUUGUAUGGACAAUGCAUUUAGUUACUCACAGUAUCAUAUAAAAGCGAUGCAAGGUGGGGACAGUUUGUACAAUAGAAUGGCUACAGCAAACUUGUUUAAAGAGGCUCAAGAUGCUGAGUUAGAAUACAAAGCAAGAAAGGUGACAGACAAAAUCUCUGAGAAUAUGAAUGUGAUAGCUAAUGAGCCAUCUUUAGCCUUCUUUAGAAUCCAAGAACAUGUGAGAAAGUCUCUACCUCAGCUUGUAGAAACAAAGCAUGAAGUACAAGACAUACAACAGAAGGUACAAGGUGCCAGCUUUGACACAGAAUAUGCUACAAAUGCAGUGAAGAAUUUACAGAAAAGUAGUAUACAUUUCCAGAAUAUACAAGAUCUUAUGAAAAAUGCCAUGUUUAUGAAACAGCAGAUAGAUUAUCAACAUGAUAGAAGAGAACAGGAGAAGGUGAGAUCAAGUAUGUACAUGUCCCUUACUGAUGAACAAUUACUGUCUGAUAGUCAAUCACAUGACAAUGAGCCACUAGUAACACCAGUUAAUGAGCCAGUUGAACCAGUAGAUCGUGAACCAUUAGUAGCACCAGGUCCAUUAAGUGUAAAUGCUGGUGCAUCAUGACUAGAGUAUUGAUAGGGUAUUGUGCAAUGACAUUCCAUUUAUUUAUUGUUAAGUAAGCUUUUGUUAUGUAUAUGAAUGUUCAAACUUUAUGAAUAAAGAAACUAUUAUUGUUA